This is a messenger RNA of Caenorhabditis remanei, 1491 nucleotides long. RefSeq lists its product as uncharacterized. The transcript has 7 exons. The record is from RefSeq and is a predicted model, not a curated record. The coding region runs from base 1 to 1491 and encodes 496 amino acids. Lineage: Eukaryota; Metazoa; Nematoda; Chromadorea; Rhabditida; Rhabditidae.
AUGUCGUGGUGUUCAUCAGAAGACGCUCUGAAUAACUCGUCGACGCCUUCGAGUCGUUCCCGUAAAUCAUCAUGGUUAAUAUCGAAAGUCGAUGAGAAUGAAGUGGAUAAAGAAGUGGCAGAAAUGAUGGACGAUUGGAGAAGAAGACGUCAGAAUUCAGAUGGAGGAGAGACAACGACGACGAAUCAGAUGGAAUGUAUUCAGGCGGCAUUGGAUUACUGUAGAUCACAGUUGAAACAAUUAUUGAUUGAUGAGAAUGAGAGUGGAGAGAGUGGAGAGACAGAGAAGAAGAGCAAACCGAUCAACAUAAUCUCCCCGAAUUCUGAAACAGUCGAAGAAGAAGAUCAACUCGGAAAUCUUGUCAACUGUCUGAAUCGACAACAAAAAGCAGUCCGACAACAGAUGUAUUUCGAUAAAAUUGUCCAAUUGGGUCUCGAGAGACAAGCGAUUCAAGAUGAAGCCGGUGGCCCCGCCCACUCGGCCGACGAGUGUCGAGCCGGAGGACAUGAAUUCGUGAUGCAACCGGUCAGAGGUGGACACAAUCCAUGCUGUGAAGUGUGUAUGCACACGAUUUGGAGAUUGGUUCAGUGGUGGAGACGGUGUAGAGUAUGCGGAAUGCGUGCCCAUGACAAAUGCGCGGAAGACGUGAAACGAGUGUGUGCAGGUGUCCUCUCGACCCGAUCGAAAUUCGAAUUGAACAUAAAUUUAUGCGAAGAACGAAGUCUCGCCGAACAAGAAUAUCAAUGUGCCGAAUGCUCCGCCCCCAUCUGUUUCGACGGAACAGCUGAACAAGAAGCACGUCUUUGUGAUUACUCGGGAGAACUAUUCUGUCCGAAUUGUCAUUGGAACGAUACGUGGAGUAUUCCGGCGAGAAUAAUUCACAAUUUGGAUGCGACGCCACGACCGAUUUGUCGAGCUGUGAAGCAAUUGUUGUCGAUUGUCGAUCAUCGACCGUUGAUUGAUAUCAAUGAGUCGACAUUGUCAUUGAUUAAGUUUCAUAAGGAACUCCGACGCGUCAACGAGCUUCGCCGCAACUUUCUCCUCAUGAAGUGCUAUUUCGUCAGUUGCCGCGCCGCACGACGCCUCCGAAUCCUACAGUACCUCCAGACGCACUCGCAUUUCGUUGAUAACCAUGUGAUGUACUCACUGAAAGAGCUUCGAGAACUCUGCGAGGGAACACUUCUUCCAGAACUCGAACAGAUUCAUGCAGUAUUCCGGAAGCAUAUCGAAGAGGAAUGCGAAACGUGCGCUGGAAAUGGGUUCUUCUGCGAACUAUGCGACGAAUCGUGUAUUGUAGAUCAAAAAGAGAAGAUACUGUACCCGUUCACCGAGAAUACACGUUCAUGUGCCACGUGUCUUGCAGUGUACCAUAAGAAAUGUUUCGAGAGGAAAAGUUUGAAUUGUCCGAGAUGUGAACGACGUCGAAAACGAAGUGAACUGCCGAAGACGUUGAGCAGUAGUGAUGAGAAGGAGACGGUGACGGCGAAUUGA